AUGGCGUUCCGGCAAUGUACAGCACGAUCGUGGUGUCAUGUACGAUCCAACUUGUUACGAUGGCAGCCUGUCACGACUCGACGACAUUUACCUUUGCAAGCGAUGCGAGCUCUGUCCACUGCCAAUGAGAUGGCAACAGCAGAUAUUUCCAACAAGAAACACGAUCCAGCAGCAGCAGCAGCAGGAGCAACAACAACAACACCAACGACGUUGGCAACGGAACUUGACUUUUCAAAGCCGCUUGAUGCAGUAUGGGAGGACUAUUGUUAUCGAGUGGAUCAUCAAGAACAUUUGACGUUUCAUGAUUUCAAUAUACUAUGUGCACGUAUCAAAAAAGAGACAGAGGAAGGACCUGAUGAUGCUAUUCGACGACUACAAUCAGUGAUGCGAGAGAUGCACCGAAGGAAGAUGCCCAAAGAAGUAUUCAUCAGAGGCUGCAACAUGCUGGUGCACUUGUUUAUCCAAAAGAAGGAUCUCAAAUCGGCUCGACUUGUCGUGGAUGGCAUGAUGCGGUCCAAUUAUCGCCCUGAUGAGGUCACUGUCAAGACGUUAUUUGGUGGUGUGAUGGAAGUGGGUGGCAGCAUAUCGGAUUUGCAUGACAUUUAUGAGACGCUACAAGAACGACGCAUGUUUCCAGAAGUAUCGAGUGUAUACCAAAUGUUGAUUUCCAUGUUCGGUUCCCGUGGAUUGAUCGAUAGCGCACGCACCUAUUAUGCAGCCUGCUUGAAGAAAAGGAUCCCUCUUGAACCCGGUGUAUUCAAUCAGAUGAUGUUGGCUUAUGGCACAGCUGAACUCCCUGAAGCAGCUUUGGGCGUAUACCAGCAAAUGGUCAAGCGUGGAUGUCAACCAACAGGAGCCACUUAUCAUAUCAUCAUCACCCUCUUGCAACAAGCUGGAAUGAAGGAGGCUAUGGACCACGUGUUUGACGACAUGAAAGCUUCGGGGGUUGCCAUGAAUACAAGCCAUUUCAUCGCAUGUGGAUGGGAUCCCAAGCAAGCUAUUGAGGAAUUGCAUCGCCUUGACAAUACACUCUCCACACGUGAUUACAACACUUGUAUUGCGCAUUACAUCAAACGCAAUCAAUUCCCUGAGGCACUCGAAGUCUUCCGUAUGAUGAAUGAAAAAGGAGUUGAUCCCGAUGUAUACAGCUUUUCAAUCAUUAUGGAUACCAUUGCACGUGAUCGUGAGCGACCUGUCGACCAAGUCUUUGCAUUUCACGAAGAAAUGAAAUCACAUGACAUUCAACCCGAUGUAUCAGUAUACACCACGCUUAUGGCAGCAUGCACACGUACCGAUGGAGGUCUUGAUAAGGCGAUGGGAUUAUUAAGCGAGAUGGAACAACACAAUGUGAUGCCAAACACAUUCACCUUCAACGCCAUCUUCAGUUUAUUAUCACAACAACCCAACGUGACACGAGCUGAUUAUGAGCGAGCAGAGCAAUUGUGGAAUAAGAUGAAUCAACUAGGCAUCAAACCUGAUACACGAAGCUACAAUACACAACUCGCUAUUCUUUCAAGAUUGGUGAAGCCUGUGGAUGAUGAACAACAUGCCGAUCAGCUAUGGAAAACAGAUGGUCGCAAUGCAUUUGAAAUGUCGGGAGCUGCCAAAGAGAUGUUACAAUUAUACCGAUCCAUGAGGAAAAGAUGCAAACGGGAUUUCAUCACGUAUACAACGGUUAUCAAUACGCUGGUAUCUGCAGGCCAGAUUCGACAAGCUAUGCAAGUUUAUGAUGAUGCAAAGAUUGCACGGAUACGAUUGCCCAUCUCAGUGUACAAUUCAACCAUGAAGGCUCUCAAACAAGCCAAUCAGAUAUCGCAAAUCAUGAACAUUUGGCACGAUAUGAAGAGUAUGCGUGUGCGUCCUGAUAACAACACCUACACAUACGCCCUGGAUGCAUGUCUCCAACUUGGUUUGCGUGAAUCAUUCUCCGCUAUUCGAGCACAACGAAGGGAUGAUGCUGAUAGGCUAUUGGAAUUGGAAAGGAAACGAGAAGAGCGCAUGCAAAGUAAGAAGGAGGCAGCAGCGACAGUAGAGGAAGAAACAGCAUUAGAGUAA
Molecule: messenger RNA, 2055 nt
Organism: Lichtheimia ornata
Lineage: Eukaryota; Fungi; Mucoromycota; Mucoromycetes; Mucorales; Lichtheimiaceae
Exons: 1
Coding region: 1-2055 (684 amino acids)
Molecular function (GO): protein binding
Source: RefSeq, a predicted model, not a curated record